UCAGAUACAGUUUUAAUAAAAUGUACAUAAGUUUACAAGUGGAACAUUUCUUCAUGAUUACCAGGAACAGACGAUCCCAAGCGGAGUGCAAAAUUUGAGCCCAGGGAUCUGCCAGGCACGGGGGGAACAGAGGGGACAGGGGGGGACACAAGUCACGGCGUGUCACUGUGGGUCACCGUGUGUCACCGUGGGGAUCACGGGCACUCCCAGCUCCGGCUCCUCCUGGACACAAAGGAGGUUUUCCACGGCCAGUCUCGGUGUGUGGGACGCUCCACCUGCUGCAUCCCACAGCAGAGCGAGCCCCCUGCCCUGCCACCCCGUCCCUUUGGAGGCACGGGACCAGGAACGCCGAUCAGCGAUAUCCCUCUGACUCCACAGGGAGAUUUCUAGGGGUGUGUGAGGGUAUUUACCCACCUGCAGCAGAAACUACAGCCUGGGGGUUAUUUCUAGGAACGCUAAUGCAGCUGAUCACGUUUCAGGAAUGUGUUUGAGAACUGGAGCAGGGUUUCAGUGUCAUGGUACUACUGAAAAAGUGCUUUGGGGUCUGUCAGUGUGCUCGAAGGCGUUGAUUUAACACUGUGAGGAAACAAACAAAAACCCACAAAAUUCAACUCCCCAACACAAGAGUCUUUGGUGGAAGCUGAGUUAAAGUAACUGAUUAGCACUUUGGAGUGAUUGAGUUCAGCAAUGAAGCAGAUCUCACCCGGUUUUGCUGCUGUGGCACCGAGGACAUGAUCAGGCCAGUGCUCACUCGGGGUCGGGGUCACGGCAGGAGAGGGGACACUGGGGACAGUCCCCAAAGUCCUGCAGCAGCUGGGGGGACAGUCCCCCCCAGCAGUCACGGCAGUGAGCACAGAGCCAACUGCUUCUUUUACUGAUGCAGAAACUCUGAUUAAUCACUUUGAACAGAGACUUUAGUGCAUUCAGUGGGUGAGAACCAGGAGCCAGUCCCUCUCCCAGCAGGAUUCCGGGAUUGUCACAGGGAUGUGAUAACCAGAGGACCCAGGGCAGUGAACAACUUUUACUACAGCAUCACAAAAGAUGUGAAACCAGUGGCUCUUUUCAGAAAACUGAUUUCAAAACACCCCAUUGAGUCUGUAUGAGUCUCACUUCAUUAAGAUCACUGAUUGUGUGGCAAAUAAUUAGCAUGAUUCUUCCACAUUCAUUAAAACAGUAAGCUUCAGAUGCUAUGGAAAUUAAAUUUCCACUUACAACUCAUCACGCUGAGGCUGCAGCAGUGGUAGUGCAGGAUUAGGAGGAACACAAGCUGGAAAUGAGAAGGGUAUUAGAGUAACAGGCAUUGAAAUUGAGUUUUCUGACCAUAACCAGAAGUCCCAUUACCUGAUGAGUCACAUGCAGAGAUACAAACGAGCUGCCUCCACCCCCAGAAGAGAUUUAAAACCGUUUAAGCACUGGAUGUGUCUGGCAGGAUCAUGAGCUCUGGGGCACAGUUAGCGUGCUCUUCCUGUAAAGUGCCUGAAGGACAGAAAAGCUGCCAAAAUGCCAGCUGGAAAUUGAGCCUGCCCUGGCCGAGCAGGGCUGGAGUGGAGCCUGCACAGCUCGGUGCACCUUCCCUUUCUCCCAGCGUGAAGGGACAGGCUGAUGCUCCUCCAGCAGCAGCUCCGUGCUGACAGAAGCUGCACUGAAUUAUUCAGAAGCAAUUUUUCAAGUACAAAUGAAGAGAAGGAAGAAGCUCCAGUGAGCAGAGGCAACACCUUGAAGCCACGUGGCUCACACAGGGUACCUGCUCACUCCAGCAAAGCAUCUCCCUGUUGCACAGGUCCAUGCACCGAGGCCUGGCCUUCCUUCCAGCAGCUUCUGAGCACAUUGCAGAGCUCAAGGGCACUCCUGGCUCAGUGGGGCUGUGACACAGGCUGCUGGCUGGGCCCUCACACUCACGGUCCUUGAAUUCACAGUUUGCUGUCACAGUCAUUCUCUAUGUCUCUCACUGAUUGCAUCCAGCAACAACCGACUUGGGGGAACACAUAGUUAAAACUAAAACCACCUUUCGGGUGUAUGUUUAAACAGACAACUAAACAACAAAACAUAAUAACAGCGUCAGCUUUGCUGAAGAAACAUCUCAAGGGAAACCCAGAAAUUCUCUACAGUACUUCUGUUUUCAGGAGGUGGUGAUGGAGAGCAGAGAGCCCCAUAAGCACCACUAGGCACGGAUAUUUAUGAACUCAGUGCAGCCACGCAGGGCAGGGGGGUCCCGGCUCCACGAGUCCCCCCAACCUGGGCUCGGCUGGUCACUACUCACCAGCAACUCCUGGGAGACAAUUCCUCCCGCAUUCCAGUGUUCUCCCUCCCACCCCAAGGCUCCAACACCGCAGUCCAGGCUUUUCCCUCUCCCUUCCAGGCAAUCCCCACAUCCAGCACAACACUCGGCUCGUCUCUUGUACCUGGAGAGAUUUUGGGGGGAAGUGAAUUAAGGGAAGGGAAAAGGAGCACAGAGCGGCUGGGGUUUCCUUGCAAGCCAUUGCUCCGCCAGGUGAGGCCGGAUGAGUUUAACUCCCACCAGAGUGGGAGUAGCACAGAAGAUACACAAAAGACAACAGCCAUCAUGGGCCGUUAAGGGAACAUCAGCUCCAAAGAGCAGCCCCGGCACGGCCCGGGACACCUGGCCAAAGCAGAGAUAAGAACGAGCACCUAAUUAACACCGGAGGCAAAGAGAGAACCAACAGGAAAACAAACACUAAGAGCUACGUAACCUGGAACCAAUGAGCGCUGAAGCAAGGAAUUUCUAUGGGCUUCUGACUGUAUAAAAGACGUGAAAAAUCUCCUAAACUCAGGUGCCAUAGAGCGAUUUCCUCUGCACGCCCGGGCUGUGCGUGGACGAAAUUAUUUCUGCUGCACAUCGUGGCCAGAAGCGAAGUAAAGCCUUGGUUCUCUAGCACAAAAAAUGUUGUCGGAGGGGUUUUGUGUUUGCCGCAGUUCCGCUGACACGGGGAGCGGGGCCGGGCGGGAACGGGGCCGAGCGGAGGGCAGCGGGUGGCCGCGGCGGAGGGGCCGGGCCGGGCACCGGGGCAGCUCCGGGCACAGGAGCCGGGCCGGGCACCGGGACAGCUCCGGGCACAGGAGCCGGGACGGGCACAGGAGCCGGGACGGGCACAGGAGCCGGUCCAGGCACAGGAGCCCCGGGCGCAAGAGCCCCGGGCACAGGAGCCCCGGGCACAGCCCCCAGCGCAGCGCCGGGAGGGUGAAGCAGGAGCGGGAUGAUCGCUGUGGCAGCGGGAACGAGGAGCGACAGCCAUCAGAGCAGGAGCACCGGCGGGACAGGAGCGGGGACCGGGCCAGGAGCAGGGACCAGAACCGGCACAAGGACCACUCCGACAGAAAGAAGAAGCGCAGUGACAGUCCCGGAGCUCGCUGCCACCAGCGGGACACGCGGAACCUGCGGGAGCAGCAGGCAGAGAGGGAGUUGUACAACGAGAGGAGGCGACAGCACCGGCAGGGCACCGAGGGCAGCGGCCAGAACGCAGAGCCCUGGCAGUCGGAGAGCAAGCCCAAAUUAAAACCCGACGCCAACAAGAAGCCAAGCUUUGAGCCGUCGGGCGCGCUGCUGGAGGACACCAACACCGUGGGCGGGGUGCUGGUCCGGUACAGCGAGCCCCCCGAGGCGCGCAUCCCCAGGACGCGCUGGCGCCUGUACCCCUUCAAGAAAGACGAGCUCCUGCCCGUGCUGCACAUCCACAGGCAGAGCGCCUACCUGCUGGGCCGGCACCGCCGCAUCGCCGACAUCCCCAUCGCCCACCCCUCCUGCUCGCAGCAGCACGCCGUCCUGCAGUACCGCCUGGUGCAGCGGCAGCUGAGACCCUACAUCAUGGACCUGGGCUCGGGGAACGGCACCUUCCUCAACAACCAGCGCGUCCAGCCACAGCGCUACUACGAGCUGAGGGAGAAGGACGUGCUCAGGUUUGGCUUCAGCAGCAGGGAGUACGUCCUGCUCCACGAAUCCUCGGAUAAAUCUGAGGCCAACGCAAAGGACGAGGAUGAGGGUGAGGAGGAGGAAGAGGAAGGAAUUGGGGAGGGGCAGAGGAGAGAAACUCCUUGCAAUUGAACGGGCCCAUAGUACUCUCCAGUCCCUCUUGUUAAAACAAAAAAGGGGAUGGGGUAUGCCCUCAUUAAAGACUGCUAGAAGCCAUAUAUAUAUAUAUAUAUAUAUAUAUGUAUUAAAUUUUUCAAUCGUGUUCAGAAUGAUCUAACCCCAUUCCAAUGCCAUUUCAGUGGAUCACACACUCACCUAGAAAAAGCUCAAGUAUUUGUUAAGAAUCCUGAAAGUGGAAAAUGGGAAGGUCCCUUUCCAUUAAUAACCUAGGGGGAGCAUGUGCUUAUGGUUCCACAGGUCCUGGUCCACGAAGGGUACCAUCUAAGGAAAUACUGUAUCUUUUAGAAGGGUAUAAAAAGAGUUUGCCUUUCCUAAUAAAUGCCUCAGUUUCUCUGCCAGACUGAGUCCAUGCCUCAGUCUGCUCUUGGAUAGAAAACAACACUUCAUAAGGAGAGCAAAUGGAUUUUGUUUAGGUUCAUCCUUAAC
Pyrgilauda ruficollis (rufous-necked snowfinch) is the source of this 4534-nucleotide messenger RNA. Its product is annotated as smad nuclear-interacting protein 1-like. Gene Ontology annotation, molecular function: protein binding; mRNA binding. Bases 2903 to 4060 code for a protein of 385 amino acids. Gene Ontology annotation, biological process: miRNA processing. The transcript is spliced from 2 exons. NCBI's taxonomy places the organism in Eukaryota, Metazoa, Chordata, Aves, Passeriformes, Passeridae. The record is from RefSeq and is a predicted model, not a curated record. Gene Ontology annotation, cellular component: nucleus.